Messenger RNA from Paramacrobiotus metropolitanus, 1655 nucleotides. RefSeq lists its product as uncharacterized. Bases 610 to 1443 code for a protein of 277 amino acids. The transcript has 4 exons. The record is from RefSeq and is a predicted model, not a curated record. Lineage: Eukaryota; Metazoa; Tardigrada; Eutardigrada; Parachela; Macrobiotidae.
UCAUUACGGCUUAUGGGGCCCCAUCUUAUCGUUACAACUCACAGUAUACGUUACUUACUAUUUUUUCCAAAAUAUCUAUUGAUUCUUUUAUGAUUUGCAAACCCGCAUUGUUUAUUGGCCCAGGAAUGUGAGUUCGGCAUCAGUGUGAUGUGUGCCAGAGCAUGCCCCUGGCAAGGGGUGCCCCUGAGGGGCAACAUCGUUUCUCUGCAUUUCUGCAGACGUGGUUAGGCUUUGGUGGCUGUGUCAUUUAGUCUAGUUCUUUUCCUUGCCCGGAUUCUUAAUUCUGACGAGGUGCAAAGCGGUUGAACAGAGGCCGUACCGAUGGAUUACUCCAAGUCUCUAGGAAUCAAAUUUGCGAACAUUUUUUUGUCCUGUUAUUAAUUGGCUGGAUAUCCAAAAAAUGAAACAAUAAAAUGGGGCCAGGAUACCGAAAUUCUCUUGCUUGCGGCUACAAUGCCUGCGGUUAAACGGAGGUCGAGAUUCCAUCCAAGCACAUGCAGUUGGUGUGUAAUGCUGCUGCUGCAACUCAAUGUGUGUGCGUGAUAUCUGCCGCCAGCCCGGCAGUCGACGUCGUCGGCAGACAAGUUGACCGACGUACUGGCGGAGGCGAUGAUGCAUCACCGGCAGGAUGACCGCAUCGUACUGCCGGGGCUGGCUCCGCACCAUAUCGUGACGGAGAGCGUGGUGUACCGACCGCGUCUGGGCGAGGAUGUCACGUUGCACUGCCAAGUCCCUGGCAGCGUUGGCUGGCACCAUGUGUCCUGGCUGCACCAGGACUGGACCGUCUUCGCAGCCGGACAGCCGCAACCGCUGCCGGUGAUGGACACCACCGGGCAAUCUUAUCGUUUCGACCGCGUUAACAACACCCUGAUUUUUGUCGUGCUAAACGCCACCAUGCGCUCCGGCGGCGUCGUGGAGUGCGUCAUCGACCCCGCCGUGGACCAGAUCUACACGACCCGCCGCCGCGUCCUGCGGCGUUUCCUGCUGCUGCCACUCAUCACCCACCGUGGGGAUGUCUUCGCAGCGUCUGACACACCCUACCUGACGGCGACAGAAGGCGAGCGCUUCGUGGUGCAGUGUAGCAUUCGCCUGCCCAUCCCGAUAGGAAUUCUCGAGAAUCUGCGGAACCACGUGAUGUGGGUCCAUCAUGGCCGCGUGGUCCAGGGUCCCUGGGAGAAGCCCUAUGGAUCUGCCCGGGAGAUCCCUGAUCCUGAUGAUAAUGAGAUGAUGCCCUCCACUGGAAAUCCGCCUCGCGUUAAAUCCGGUCACAGCGAAUUCAUCAACAGCCCCGGACAGCUGGUACACGCUGAAUUAUACUUUACGGCCGUCACACUGGCCAAUGAAGGAUUCAUCCAGUGCCUGUUCCGACCGCAUCAGGAUAUUCAUGAGUGGAUUGUGCAGAGCAUGACGCUGCUGGUGUUUCCCAAGAACAGCACGCAGUAGCGCAGUUAAUCAAACUGUAAUCGCUGUCUGCGAAUAAUUCCGCAAAUGCAUAGGCCGUUUCAGCGCUCUACAGCCUAUGCUCUGCAUCAGCUUAUACUGGAACAUGACAAUCGUUGUUCGUCAGUUUGGUUCACAGAAUCACAGCAGUUGCCGCUCGUAUAAUAUUCGUAGCAGGUGUUGAAGUUUUAUUUGAUUAUCCUUUAACAAGGAAC